Messenger RNA from Anisakis simplex (herring worm), 939 nucleotides. NCBI's taxonomy places the organism in Eukaryota, Metazoa, Nematoda, Chromadorea, Rhabditida, Anisakidae. The record is from the annotation of a GenBank genome assembly.
GUUAGGAUUGAAAUCGACGAAUUGACAUCAGUAUCAAAUGAUCUCAAUGGCAUUGUACUGAACGGAUCGGUUGACUUGAACAUUAAUCGUGCUAAAGUGUUGUCGAAUCGAAACGACGGCAUUGUGACAUCUCUCGAUGCAGAUUCGUCAGUGCAAAUCAGUGAUUCAGUUGUUGCUAACAACGGGAAUGCAGGAUUACGUGCACUGCCGGCUGAGAGAACUCGUUUCAAGAUAAUUGCGACGAAUUUCACUGCUCAUCAUAAUGGGGAGGCAAUUGUUGCGAUGAAACAAACAAAGCUAGAUCUGUCUGUGGAUAAUUGCAACUUCUGGAUGAAUAAUGUUGGAGUGAUUACUUUGAAUGAGAUGUUCAAAUGUGACUUACGUAUUUCACGAUGCAAUUUUACGCGAAAUAAAGGAACGACACUAUCGAUUAAACGAUUUCAUUCUGCCACGAAUAUACAAGUAACAGAAAAUCGUUUCGCAUAUAAUCAAUUGCACAAGACGAACAUUUUGAAUGCUGUCGUUGAUAUGGAAACAUUAGAAGAUGGGAGUCGUGUACAUAUCAAUGAUAAUGCAUUCGUUCGAAACACAAUGGAAAAUAUCGUGCGAAUUAUGAACUCCGAUGUUGUAACUGGUCAAUCGACUCCAACGCAAGUAUCGUUCUCAUCGAACACGUUGCUCGCAAAUCUGGCUGUUGAUGUAAUGCUAAUAUCGGUACCGAACGCAAAUAUCACUCAAAAUCGUUUCGAGGAUGUGCAAGCACAAUGUGAACUAAAAACGGGCUUCAAAAUGGGCAAUGCCCUAAUCUCAGCACCGAAUAAUUUUUGGGGUACCGACAAAGAGAUUGAGGUCAAAACAAUUAUCAAUUUUUUUGUUCCAGAACUAAAAACAGCAUUCACGUUUCGAGACUGUAGUUUAUGGAAAUGUGAUUGUCAUUGA